Messenger RNA from Dovyalis caffra, 741 nucleotides. NCBI's taxonomy places the organism in Eukaryota, Viridiplantae, Streptophyta, Magnoliopsida, Malpighiales, Salicaceae. The record is from the annotation of a GenBank genome assembly.
AUGGUUGCUCCGCUUCGAAUAAUCCAAUCAAACAUUCUCACCAUUUUGGACAUCAUUUUUUUUUCUUAUGGAAGAGCUCAACAGCCAGAACCAGGGCUUGAUUAUGAAUAUAAAGCAGUUAACCUUGCAAAAGGAGAGCAGUUUAGUACAGAGUUUGAACAACUGAAUCCUCUUCAAUAUGUUCCAGUCUUGGUUGACGGUGAUGUGGUGGUCUCAGACUCCUUAGCAAUCUUGCUAGUCAGUGUUCUUUACUUCGAAAUGAUUUUUGUGCGUACCUAUUUGGAAGAAAAGUACCCUCAAAAGGCGCUGCUGCCAGAUGAUCCUCGGCUAAAAGCUCUGCAUCUCCAGGUUGCCAGUAUCAUCUGCUCUGGCAUACAACCUCUUCAUAUGUUGGCUUUAGUGAAACGCAUAGAAGAAAAAGUUGGUCCAGGAGAGGGAUUUUUAUGGGCACAAUCUAGUAUUGAAAAAGGUUUUUCUGCACUAGAGAAGUUGCUGAAGGAUUUUGCUACCAGAUUUGCCACCGGAGAAGCACUGUACAUGGCUGAUAUGUUUUUGGCCCCACAGAUUGCUACGGCUGUAACGAGGUUCAAUGUUGACAUGUUCAUUGCCAUGAAAAUUCGAAUAAUUAAGGUUGUGAGUUAUCUGCUUUAUUGGCUAACCGCCUUGAAAUGCAAGAAAUUAGAUGUGACAGCAGGAUGCAGUGACUAUGAUGAUAUGUUUCUAUGGGGUUUUGCGGAUUGA